Messenger RNA from Salvelinus fontinalis (brook trout), 13853 nucleotides. It is a transcript of the gene ubr4, whose product is annotated as ubiquitin protein ligase E3 component n-recognin 4. The record is from RefSeq and is a predicted model, not a curated record. The transcript is spliced from 89 exons. NCBI's taxonomy places the organism in Eukaryota, Metazoa, Chordata, Actinopteri, Salmoniformes, Salmonidae. Bases 51 to 13556 code for a protein of 4501 amino acids.
GGAGGUUGUAGGAGAAAGAAUCGCUCGCUUGUCUAGUACGGAAUCUCAAGAUGGCGUCGAGUGGAGGAGAUGGAGAACCGGACUGGGCUGCUGAUGUACGGCCGCUUUUAUCCGCUUCGUACACAGCUUUUGAAACGAAAGAGCUACCUCAGCUUAUAGGAUCCAUAAUAAACAGUGAAUCUGAGAUCCUACACCAUGAUAAACAGUAUGAGCCGUUCUACUCGUCCUUCGUGGCGCUCUCUGCUCAUUACAUCACCACAGUCUGUGGACAAAUCCCCAGAAACCAGUUGCUGUCAGUAGCAGCAGCAUGUAAAGUAUUGAUUGAGUUCUCGCUGCUGCGGCUGGAGAACCCUGACGAAGCAUGCGCAGUCUCACAGAAACACCUGAUCCUCUUGAUAAAGGGGUUGUGUACCGGCUGCAGCCGCCUGGACAGAACAGAGAUCAUCACCUUCACAGCCAUGAUGAAGUCGGCCAAACUUCCCCAGACCGUCAAGACACUCUCCGACGUGGAGGACCAGAAGGAGGUGCUGUCUCCAGUGAACCCCGAGCUGCGACACAAGGAAGUACAGAUGAAUUUCUUCAAUCAGCUGACCUCUGUGUUCAACCCUGACCUCACCGUGCUGGCCUCUCCCUCAGGACGCACACAGGCGGAGAGUGAGAGUGAGGACCAGGCGACGACAGACCAGACCUUCCAGGCCAAAAUGAAGAAUGCCUUCGUGUCCCAGAACGUGUCCAGUCUCCAGGAACUGGGCGGGUCGGAGAAGUUGCUGCGCGUCUGCCUCAACCUCCCUUACUUCCUGCGCUAUAUCAACCGGUUCCAGGACGCAGUCUCAGCCAACUCCUUCUUCAUCAUGCCCGCCACCGUCGGAGACGCAACUGCUGUCCGCAACGGGUUUCACUCCCUUGUGAUAGAUGUGACCAUGGCCCUGGACACCUUGUCCUUGCCUGUCCUGGAGCCCCUGACUCCUGGGAGACUUCUGGACAUGACUGUGCUUGCACUUAGCUGCCUCUACGCAGGUGUGAGCGUUGCCACGUGCAUGGCCAUCCUGCAGGUGGGCAGUGGCCUGCAGCUUCGCACAGCCUCCACCAGCUCCAAAGAGGAGGACUAUGAAAAUGACGCUGCUACCAUCGUACAGAAAUGUCUGGACAUCUACGAAAUGAUUGGCCAGGCCAUCAGCAGCUCCCGCAGAGCCGGAGGAGAGCAUUACCAGAACUUCCAGCUGCUGGGAGCUUGGUGUCUGCUGAACAGCCUCUACCUGAUCCUGAACCUGAGUCCCACGGCCCUGGCUGACAAGGGCAAAGAGAAGGACCCUCUGGCCGCUCUCAGGGUCCGAGACAUCGCCGCCCGCACCAAGGACGGAGCUGGCUCCCCUAAACUGGGCCCUGCCAAAGGACAUCAAGGCUUUGGCGUCCUGUCAGUGAUCCUGGCUAACCACUCCAUCAAGCUGCUCACCUCUCUUUUCCAAGACCUGCAGGUGGAGGCUCUGCACCGGGUCAGUGCAGGUUGGGCCAGUGACGGGCCCCCAGCAGAGCUCAACAUCAUGGCGCAGAACACCUCCACCCAGAGGGUACAGAGACUCCUGGACUCAGUUCCCCUUACCAACCUGCUCUUCAACCUGCUGUCCACCUCAUAUAAGAAGGCCUGUGUCCUGCAGCGCCAGAGGAAAGGCUCGGUUAGCAGUGAUGCCAGUGCCUCAACAGACUCCAACACCUACUACGAAGACGACUUCAGCAGCACAGAGGAAGACAGCAGCCAAGAUGACGACAGCGAGCCCAUCUUGGGUCUGUGGUUCGAGGAGACCAUCUCGCCAACUAAAGACAAGGUGGCCCCCCCACCGCCUCCCCCACCCCCGCCCCUGGAGACCUCUCCCAGACUGAAGAGCCCCUCCAAGCAGAACGCAGGAGAGAACGGAAACAUCCUGGCCGGACGCAAGGACCCCGAGCUGUUCCUGAGCCUGGCCUCCAGCAUUCUGAACUUCAUCACCACCUCCAUGUUGAAGUCCAGGAACAACUUUAUCAGGAACUACCUGUCUGUCUCCCUGACAGAGCAGCACAUGGCCACGCUGGCCAGCAUCAUCAAGGACGUCGACAAAGACGUCAAAGGUUCCUCAGAUGAAGAGUUUGCCUCGGCUCUGUAUCUCUUCAACCAUACCCUGGUGACGUCGGACCUACCCUCUCCAGCCCUGCAGAAUACCCUGCUGCAGCAGUUGGGCGUAGCUCCGUUCUCUGAGGGUCCGUGGCCCCUGUACAUCAACCCCCAGUCCCUGUCGGUGCUCUCCAGAGUCCUGCUCAUCUGGCAGCACAAGGCCUCUCUGCAGGGAGACCCCGACGUACCUGAGUGUAUCACGAUCUGGGAGAGGUUUGUGGGCACCUUGAAACAGCACACCAUCCAGGGCUCCGUCCCCGGUGAUGAGGACCUGAACGUGGAGCACCUCCAGCUCCUGCUGCUCCUCUUCCAUAACCUGUCUGAGAGGGGGAGGCGCGCUGUGCUCACCCUGGUCACCCAGGCCAUCACAGAGGUGGCGGGUCCCCAGCAUCAAGAGGCCCAGCUCAGAGCCGUACCCCUCAACCUGGCCCGCAUGCUGCUGGUGCUAGACUAUCUGUUGCACCAGUACUCUAAGGUCCCCAUGUACCUCUUCCAACAGGUCCAGUACAAUCUGCUGACCCCACCGUGGUCAGGCCAGGGUUCCGUCCAGGACGGGUCCAAACGCAGCGCCCUGCCGCUCUACUGCGGAUUUAAAGAGGUGGAGGAUAACUGGUCCAAGCACUGCUCGGCAGGUAGGAAUUCCACAGUAGUGCAGCCCAAAUUCUACUGCGUCCUGUCACCUGAAGCGUCAGAGGACGACCGAAGCCGACUCGACAGCAAGGUGUUCCAGAAGCUGUUCAACGGAGCGGUGAAGUAUAACGAGCUUUACGCCUGUCUGGUCUCCCUGCUCUCUGCCGGCUCUCAGUUUGACACAGCCAGGAGACAGGAGAACAAACCCAUCACACCUGUGGAGGCUUGCUCCCUGCAGUACUACUUCCUGGUGCUGUGGAGGAUCCUGGGGGUCCUACCCCCCUCUAAGGCCUACAUGGAGCAGCUGAAGGAUGGCCAAGGAGAACCCAGCGAGAGUGACAUCCUCCACACCCUGCGCUGGUCCUCGCGACUCAGAGUUCCCACAUAUGUCAACUGGAUCAAGGAGCACCUGGUGACUCAGGGGAUGAAGGCAGACCAAGCGACGUCUCUGAUCGAGUUGGCUUCCUCCAGGUGCAGCACCGUCAAGUACGACGUGGAGCUGGCCGAAGACUACAUCGCUAGACAGAUCUCAGCGUUCUCCUGCGUGGACCCCAGCUCCAUCCUGCCUUUGCAUCAGGUCCCCUCCCUACAGGCCAUCUAUACUCUGGACGCCGUCAUCUCCAAGGUCCAGGUGUCCCUGGACGAACAUUUCUCUAAGGUGGCGGCAGAGACAGACCCUCUCAAGCCCUCAGAGAUCACCAAAAACCUGCUGCCUGCUACACUGCAGCUCAUAGACGUGUACACAGCUUUCACCAGGUCCUACCUUCUGAUGAGCCUACCAGAGGAAGGAGAGAACAAGCUAUCAGAGGCUAAACUCCAGGGUUACGCUGCAGUGCUGUCUAUAGGCUCAAUGCGCUGCAAAGCCAACCUGCUCGGUCAGAAUGUGAUGCAGAACCUGCCGUCGGCCGUCCAGACGCUGUGUGAGACCUGGAACAAUAUUCACACCAACGAGUUCCCCAACAUCGGCUCAUGGCGUAAUGCGUUUGCCAACGACACCAUCCCGUCCGAGAGCUACAUCAGUGCCAUCCAGACGGCUCAUCUGGGCACGCUCAGUAACCAGUCCCUGGCCCUCGCCUCCUCUCUCAAACACAUCCUCCUCUCCCUGGUGCGCCUCACCGGAGACCUCAUUUCGCACACCUCAUGUUGCCAAGCUGUCUCUCUCUCUCUCUCUCUCUCUCUCGUUCAGGACUGCCACGUGCUAACGUUCAGUAGUACAGGUUCAGUAUCAGAACACCUGGUGUUGCACCCUCAGCUGGCUACGGGAAACUUCAUUAUCAAGGCCAUCUGGCUGCCUGGCUCCCAGACGGAGCUGGCCAUCAUCACGGCUGACUUCGUCAAGAUCUAUGACCUGUCAGUGGAUGCGCUGAGCCCCGUCUACUACUUCCUGCUGCCGAGCUCCAAGAUCCGUGACGCCACCUUCCUGUUCAACGAGGAAGGGAAGAGCAUCAUCGUCAUCAUGUCCUCUGCUGGCUACAUGUACACACAGGUCAUGGACGAGUCGUCCAGCGCCCAACACGGACCCUUCUAUGUUACCUCAGUCCUGGAGAUCAGCCACCAGGACCUUAAGGACAGUAACGGGCAGGUUGCUGGCGGCGGUGUAUCGGUGUACUACAGCCACGUUCUCCAGAUGCUGUUCUUCAGCUACAGCCAGGGCAAGUCGUUUGCUGCCACCGUCAGCCGCAGCACCAUCGACGUACAGAGACUCUUCACCAUCAACGUCAAAGGCUCUAAUGGUGGCAGUAAGGCGUCUCCCGCUCUGUGCCAGUGGUCUGAGGUGAUGAACCACCCAGGCCUGGUGUGCUGCGUCCAGCAGACUACUGGUAUUCCUCUGGUCAUCAUGGUCAAACCUGACACCUUCCUCAUCCAGGAGAUCAAGACCCUACCCGCUAAAGCUAAGAUCCAGGACAUGGUAGCUAUCCGUCACACAGCGUCUAACGAGCAGCAGCGUACCACGAUGAUCCUGCUGUGCGAGGACGGCUCUCUGAGGAUCUACAUGGCUAACGUAGACAACACCUCCUAUUGGCUCCAGCCCUCCCUGCAGCCCUGCUCCGGCAUCUCCAUCAUGAAGCCUGUCAGGAAACGCAAGGCUGCUGCUGCCACCACUCGUACCUCCAGUCAGGUGACGUUCCCGGUGGACUUCUUCGAGAACAACCAGCAGCUGACGGAGGUGGAGUUUGGCGGCAACGACCUCCUGCAGGUUUACAACGGACACCAGAUCAAACACAGACUCAACUCCACUGGGAUGUAUGUAGCCAACACUAAGCCGGGAGGCUUCACAGUAGAGACGGUCAACAACAACGUCUCCAUGGUGAUGACAGGCAUGCGGGUGCAGGUGGGCACACAGGCCAUCGAGCGGGCACCUUCUUACCUGGAGAUCUUUGGGCGAACCAUGCAGAUGAACAUGACCCGGCCACGCUGGUUCGACUUCCCCUUCACCAGGGAGGAGGCUCUGCAGGCGGACAAGAAACUCUCCCUCUUCUUCGGAGCGUCAGUGGACCCGGCGGGCGUCACAAUGCUGGACUCUAUAAAGAUCUAUGGUAAAACCAAGGAGCAGUUUGGCUGGCCUGACGAGCCCCCCGAGGACUUCCCCUCCGCCUCCGUCAACAACGUGUGCUCUCCCAACCUCAACACCGGCAACGGCACCGGGGAAGGGGACAUCGCCGCACCAGCCUCCACCGGCGGCACCGUGCUGGAGAGGUUGGUGGUGAGCUCUCUGGAAGCACUGGAGAGCUGUUUCGCUAUGGGCUCCUCCAACGAAAAGGAGAAGAACAAGGCUGCAGCCCUGGAGCUAGCCACCCUCCUCCUGUCCAUGGCUACUCCCUCUGGGGUCCAGCAGCAGACCAAGGGCCUCCUGGCCAGCCUGCACACCAGCCGUACCGCCUACCACAACCACAAGGACCAGUCCCUGUUGAGCAACGCCGUGCAGUGUCUGAACAGCUGUAGUCGUGACAGCAGAGACCUGGACCCAGAGUUGUUCCAGCGACUGGUCAUCACGGCACGCUGCAUCGCCAUCAUGAGACCCAGUAACCUGGUGCACUUCACUGAGACCAAACCCUCUAGUGUUGAUACAGAGAUGACUGAGGAGGGCCAGAAACAGAUGGACAGCGAGGGAUGUAACUUCAUCAUGCAGCUGGUCAAUAACUUCUGGAAGCUCCAUGCCCUCAAACCAAAGAAUGCUUUCCUGGCUCCUGCCUGUCUGCCAGGUCUGACCCACAUUGAAGCUACAGUAAACGCAUUGGUGGACAUCAUCCAUGGGUUCUGCACCUGUGAGCUGGACUACAUUAACGUGGCCUCCAAGAUCUACAUGCAGAUGCUACUGUGUCCCGACACGUCUGUUAGCUUCGCCUGUAAGCAGGCCCUGAUCCGAGUGCUCCGACCCAGGAACAAACGCCGUCACGUGACUCUUCCGUCUCCCCCUCGCUCCAACACACCCAUGGGAGACAAAGACGAUGAUGAUGAGGAUGAUGUUGAUGACAAGAUGCAGCCGUUGGGGCUGACGGGAGGAGAGGGGGGCAGGCAGGAGAGUCAGGAGCAGGGUGAAGUCGACCAUGGCGACUUUGAGAUGGUGUCUGAGUCCAUGGUUCUGGAGACAGCGGAGAAUGUGAACAAUGGGAACCCGUCUCCCCUGGAGGCUCUUCUGGCCGGGGCCGAGGGCUUCCCCCCGAUGCUGGACAUCCCUCCAGACGCGGACGACGAGACCAUGGUGGAGCUAGCCAUCGCACUGAGUCUCCAGCAAGACCAGCAAGGCAGCAGCAGCAGUGCCCUAGGUCUCCAGUCUCUCGGCCUAUCAGGUCAGGCUCCCAGCUCUUCUUCUCUGGAUGCAGGCACCCUGUCAGACACCACCGCAUCAGCCCCAGCAUCAGACGACGAGGGCAGUACGGCCGCCACGGACGGUUCUACGCUACGGACCUCUCCGGCCGAGCACGGGGGCAGUGUGGGGUCCGAGAGUGGGGGGUCUGCCAUCGACUCAGUGGCAGGAGAACACAGUGUGUCAGGCCGCAGCAGUGCGUACGGGGACACAACCGUCGAGGGCCACCCAGCAGGACCAGGUAGUGUGAGCUCCAGCACAGGUGCCAUCAGCACCACCACAGCCCAGCAAGAGGGCGAUGGAUCGGACGGAGACGCAGAGACAGAGGGGGACAUCCACACCAGCAACAGACUCCACAUGGUGCGUCUGAUGCUGCUGGAGCGACUCCUACAGCACCUGCCCCAGCUGGACAGUGUAGGAGGAGUCCACGCUAUCCCCUACAUGCAGGUGGUCCUGAUGCUGACCUCUGACCUGGAUGGAGAAGAUGACAAGGACAAGGGAGCCCUGGACGACCUGCUGGCUCUACUCAUCGCCGAGCUGGGCAUGCACAAGAAGGACGUGUCCAAGAAGAAUGAGCGCAGCCCCAUCAACGAGGUCCAUCUGGUCAUCAUGAGAUUGCUCUCUGUGUUCAUGUCCAGAACCAAGUCUGGAUCUAAGUCUUCCUCUGAGUCGUCCUCUCUGAUCUCCAACGCCACGGCCACAGCCCUGCUCAGUCAGGGGGCGAUAGACUACUGUCUCCACGUCCUCAAGUCUCUGCUGGAGUUCUGGAAGAGCCAGCAGGAAGAGGAGGAGUCUGUGGCAGCCUCCCAGCUCCUCAAACCUCACACCUCCUCCUCUCCUCCAGACAUGAGCCCCUUCUUCCUGAGGCAGUACGUCAAGGGUCAUGCUGCUGAUGUGUUUGAGGCCUACUCCCAACUUCUGACUGAGAUGGUUCUGAGAUUACCUUAUCAGAUCAAGAAGAUCGCUGACACCAACCCCCGCAUCCCGCCUCCCGUCUUCGACCACUCCUGGUUCUACUUCCUGUCUGAGUACCUGAUGAUUCAACAGACGCCCUUCGUGAGACGCCAGGUCAGGAAGCUGCUCCUGUUCAUCUGUGGUUCUAAGGAGAAGUACCGUCAGCUCCGGGACCUGCACACGCUGGACUCUCACGUCCGCGGCAUCAAGAAACUCCUGGAAGAACAGGGCAUCUUCCUCCGCGCCGGCGUCGUCACGGCGACCUCCGGCUCCGCCCUGCAGUACGACACGCUCAUUAGUCUGAUGGAGCACCUGAAGGCCUGUGCUGAGAUAGCCACUCAGAGGACCAUCAACUGGCAGAAGUUCUGUAUGAAGGAUGACUCCAUACUGUACUUUCUACUGCAGGUCAGCUUCCUGGUAGAUGAGGGAGUGUCUCCGGUGCUCCUCCAGCUGCUAUCCUGUGCUCUGUGUGGCAGCAAGGUCCUGGCUUCCUCUUCCUCCUCCUCUUCCUCCGGAGGAGGGUCUGGGGGCACUGGGACUCAGUCCUCUCAGAGCAAGUCCUCAAGCAAGAAGAGCAAGAAGGAGGACAAGGAGAAAGACAAAGAAGGUGACGGUGUGGGUAGCCAGGAGGACCAGCUGUGUACUGCUCUGGUCUCUCAGCUCAACAAGUUUGCCGACAAAGAGACUCUCAUCCAGUUCCUCCGCUGCUUCCUGCUCGAGUCCAACUCCUCUGCCGUGCGCUGGCAAGCCCACUGUCUCGCACUGCAUAUCUACAGAAACUCCAGUAAGUCUCAGCAGGAGCUGUUGUUGGACCUGACCUGGGCCAUCUGGCCAGAGCUGCCCGCCUACGGACGCAAGGCCGCUCAGUUUGUAGACCUGCUCGGCUACUUUUCCCUGAAGACCCCCCAGACUGAGAAGAAGUUAAAGGAGUAUUCCCAGAAAGCUGUGGAAAUCCUGAGGACCCAGAACCACAUCCUGACCACCCAUCCCAACUCUAACAUCUACAGUACCCUGUCAGGCCUGGUGGAGUUUGAUGGUUUCUACCUGGAGAGUGAUCCCUGUCUGGUGUGCAACAACCCUGAAGUGCCCUUCUCUAACAUCAAGCUGUCGUCCAUUAAGGUGGACACUAGAUACACUACUACCCAGCAGGUAGUGAAGCUGAUCAGUAGCCACACCAUCAGUAAGGUGACGGUGAAGAUAGGAGACCUGAAGAGAACCAAGAUGGUCCGGACCAUCAGCCUCUACUACAACAACAGGACCGUACAGGCCAUCGUAGAACUCAAGAACAAACCUGCCCGUUGGCACAAGGCCAAGAAGGUCCAACUGACUCCAGGUCAGACAGAGGUCAAAAUCGACCUGCCGCUGCCUAUCGUGGCGUCCAACCUCAUGAUCGAGUUCUCCGACUUCUACGAGAACUACCAGGCCUCCAGCGAGACGCUCCAGUGUCCGCGAUGCUCUGCCUCCGUGCCCGCCAACCCUGGCGUCUGUGGAAACUGUGGAGAAAACGUCUACCAGUGCCACAAGUGCAGGUCCAUUAAUUAUGAUGAGAAGGAUCCCUUUCUGUGCAACGCCUGUGGUUUCUGUAAAUACGCCCGCUUUGACUUCAUGUUGUACACCAAGCCCUGCUGUGCUGUGGACCCAAUCGAGACCGAGGAGGACAGGAAGAAGGCGGUGACCAACAUCAACACGCUGCUGGACAAGGCUGACCGCGUGUACCACCAGCUGAUGGGACACAGACCCCAGCUGGAGAGUCUGUUGUCCAAGGUCAACGAGGCAGCACCUGAGAAACCACAGGAUGAUUCUGGAGCAGGGGCGGGGCUUGGAGCGUCCUCGGCCAAUGUGAACAGGUACAUCCAGCAGCUGGCUCAGGAGUACAGCGGAGACUGUAAGACGUCCUUUGACGAGCUCUCCAAGAUCAUACAGAAAGUCCUGGCGUCCCGUAAAGAACUCCUGGAGUACGACCUGCAGCAGCGUGAAGCCGCCACGAAGUCCUCUCGCUCCAGCUCCCAUCAGCCCACCUUCACAGCCAGCCAAUACAGAGCCCUCUCUGUGUUAGGCUGCGGACACACCUCCUCCAACAAGUGUUAUGGCUGUGCCUCGGCCGUGACGGGUCAUUGUAUCACCCUGCUAAGGGCCCUGGCCACCAACCCAGCCCUCCGGCAGAUCCUUGGGCUCCAGGGGCUCAUCAGAGAGCUGUUUGAGUACAACCUGAGAAGAGGUACCGCUGCCAUGAGGGAGGAGGUCAGACAACUGGUUUGCCUGCUCACCAGAGACCAGCCAGAGGCCACUCAGCAGAUGAAUGACCUGAUCAUUCACAAGGUGUCCGCUGCUCUGAAGGGCCACUGGGCCAAUCCUGACCUGGUCUCCAGUCUGCAGUAUGAGAUGCUACUGCUCACCGACUCCAUCUCCAAGGAGGGGGGCUGCUGGGAGCUACGACUGCGAUGUGCCCUGAGUUUGUUCCUGAUGGCCGUGAACAUCAAGACCCCUGUAGUGGUGGAGAACAUUACUCUGAUGUGUCUCAGGAUCCUACAGAAACUCAUCAAGCCUCCUGCCCCCACCUCCAAGAAGAACAAGGAUUCUGCUGUGGAGUGUCUGACUACAGUGAAGCCCUACUGCAAUGAGAUCCAUGCUCAGGCCCAGCUCUGGCUCAAGAAGGACCCCAAAGCAUCUUAUGAAGCCUGGAAAAAGUGCCUUCCAGCAAGAUGCCAGGAGACUGCAGCUAAGCCCCAGAACAAGGCUGAGGUGCGGAGACGCUACCUGAUGGAGAAGUACGGGUGGAAGUGGAAACAGUUCAUGAGGUCACGCUCCGAGGGUCUGUUCCCCAGGCUCCUCAAACUGGGACACAACAACUGGCUCAGACAGGUGCUGUUCACCCCAGCCACCCAGGCAGCGCGGCAGGCAGCCUGUACCAUCGUUGAGGCCCUCACCUCCAUCCCCAGCCGCAAGCAGCAGGUGUUGGACCUGCUUACCAGUUACCUGGACGAGUUGAGCAUCGCGGGGGAAUGUGCAGCAGAGUAUCUUGCUCUGUACCAGAAGCUCAUCAAGCCUCCUCAAUGGAAGGUGUACCUGGCCGCCCGAGGAGUCCUGCCCUACAUCGGCAACCUCAUCACCAAGGAAAUAGCCAACCUGUUGGCUCUGGAAGAGGCCACUCUCAGUACAGACCUGCAGCAGGGAUAUGCCCUCAAGAGCUUGACUGGCCUACUGUCAUCCUUUGUGGAGGUGGAGUCCAUCAAGCGCCACUUUAAGAGUCGUCUGGUGGGCACGGUGCUGAACGGCUACCUGUGUCUCAGGAAACUAGUGGUGCAGAGGACCAAGCUCAUCGACGAGACCCAGGACAUGCUGCUGGAGAUGCUGGAGGACAUGACCACAGGGACCGAGUCUGAGACCAAGGCAUUCAUGGCAGUGUGUAUUGAGACAGCCAAGAGGUACAACCUGGAUGACUACAGAACACCGGUGUUUAUCUUUGAGAGACUCUGCAGCAUCAUCUACCCAGAGGAAAAUGAGGUGACAGAGUUCUUUGUUACCCUGGAGAAGGAUCCUCAGCAGGAGGACUUCCUGCAGGGCCGUAUGCCUGGUAAUCCGUACAGCAGCAACGAGCCAGGUAUCGGACCCCUGAUGAGGGACAUCAAGAACAAGAUCUGUCAGGACUGUGACCUGGUGGCCCUGCUCGAGGACGACAGUGGCAUGGAGCUUCUGGUGAACAAUAAGAUCAUAAGUUUGGACCUGCCUGUGGCCGAGGUUUACAAGAAGGUGUGGUGCCCUACCAACGAGGGAGAGCCCAUGAGGAUCAUAUAUCGUAUGAGGGGUCUCCUUGGAGACGCUACUGAAGAGUUCAUUGAGUCUCUGGACUCUACCACAGAUGAAGAGGAGGAUGAGGAGGAGGUGUAUAAGAUGGCAGGAGUGAUGGCUCAGUGUGGUGGGCUGGAGUGUAUGCUCAGCAGACUGUCUGGCAUCAGGGACUUCAAACAGGGAAGACACUUGCUCACUGUGCUGCUGAAGCUGUUCAGUUACUGUGUAAAGGUGAAGAUCAACAGACAACAGCUGGUCAAACCAGACAUGAACACGCUCAACGUCAUGCUGGGCACACUCAACCUGGCGUUGGUUGCGGAGCAGGAGAGUAAGGACAGUGGAGGAGCGUCCAUAGCAGAGCAGGUCCUCAGCAUCAUGGAGAUCAUUCUGGAUGAGGCCAACGCUGAGAUCUCAGAGGACAAGGGUAACCUGCUGUUAACAGGGGACAAGGACCAGCUGGUGAUGCUGCUGGACCAGAUCAACACCCCGUUUGUCCGUUCCAACCCCAGUGUUCUGCAGGGUCUCCUACGUAUCAUACCGUACCUGUCCUUUGGAGAACUGGAGAAGAUGAGGAUCCUAGUGGAGAGAUUUAAACCAUGUUGCAGCUUCGACAAGUACGACGAGGAGCACAGUGCCGAUGAUAAGGUCUUCAUCGACUGCUUCUGUAAGAUCGCGGCUGGCAUCAAGAACAACAACAACGGACACCAACUCAAAGACCUGAUCCUGCAGAAAGGCAUCACACAGAGCGCUCUGGGCUAUAUGAAGAAACACAUCCCCAACGCCAAAAAUCUGGAUGCUGACGUGUGGAAGAAGUUCCUGUCUCGUCCAGCUCUACCCUUCAUCCUCAGACUGCUCCGAGGCCUGGCCACCCAGCACCCACCUACACAGAUGCUAAUCGGGACAGAUUCCAUCACUAACCUUCACAAGCUGGAGCAGGUGUCUAGUGACGAGGGUAUUGGGACGCUGGCAGAGAACCUUCUGGAGGCGCUGAGGGAGCACGCUGAGGUCAACCUGAAGAUAGACGCCGCUCGCAGGGAGACACGGGCCGAGAAGAAACGCAUGGCAAUGGCCAUGAGACAGAAAGCUCUGGGGACACUGGGCAUGACGACCAAUGAGAAGGGCCAGGUGGUGACCAAGACGUCGUUGUUGAAGCAGAUGGAGGAGCUGAUAGAGGAGCCAGGACUGACCUGCUGCAUCUGUAGAGAGGGAUACAAGUUCCAGCCGACCAAGGUGCUGGGGAUCUACACCUUCACCAAGCGAGUGGCCCUGGAGGACUUUGAGAUCAAGCCCCGCAAGCAGCAGGGAUACAGCACUGUCUCGCACUUUAACAUAGUCCACUACGACUGCCACCUCGCAGCUGUCAGGCUUGCUCGCGGGCGGGAGGAGUGGGAGAGUGCUGCGCUGCAGAAUGCCAACACCAAGUGCAAUGGACUGCUUCCUGUCUGGGGGCCUCACGUCCCGGAAUCGGCUUUCGCCACCUGCCUGGCCAGGCACAACACAUAUCUGCAGGAGUGUACGGGGCAGAGAGAGCCCACCUACCAGAUGAACAUCCACGACACCAAGCUCCUCUUCCUGCGUUUCGCCACGGAGCAGUCCUUCAGCGUGGAUACGGGAGGGGGAGGACGAGAGAGCAACAUCCACCUCAUCCCUUACAUCAUCCACACCGUGCUCUACGUCGUCAACACUACGCGUGCUACUAGUCGUGAGGAGAAGAGCCUGCAGUGUUUCCUGGAGCAGCCGUGUGAGAAGUGGGUGGAGAGCAGCUAUGAUGUUGACGGUCCCCACUACUACACAGUGUUGGCCAUGCACAUCCAGUCUCCUGAACGCUGGAGGAGCACACGACUCGCCUUCCUACGCAGGCUCCUCGUCUCUGUGCACGCACGCAAGGUCUCCGCCGUCUUCACCAACAAACUCUCAGAUAAACAGUCCAAGGAAUAUGCAGUGUACCGCUCUCCUCUCCUCUUCUGGGGUCUUGUGGAACUCAUCUACGACAUGUUCAGGAAAGUACCCACCAGCAACACAGAGGGAGGCUGGUCCUUCUCGCUGGCAGAGUACGUGCGGCACAAUGACAUGCCCAUCUACGAGGCCUCGGAGCGCGUGCUCAAGGCCUACCAGGAAGAACUCAUGCCCGCCGAAUCCUUCUCUGAGUUCCUGGAUGUCGUAGGACUUCUCUCUGACAUUCCGGACCCAGACUUCUUCCUGCAAGACCUGUUGAACUCUGUUCCCUGAUGGUAUUCAGUACCACCCUGCCCCCGAGACAAGAGCCCCACGUUGGGACGAGGGCCCACACAUUUGGUCCUGCUAACGACACCUCCAUGGGACAACUCUCAACCGGAAAACCCUCGCUUCCCAACUUCUCCCUAGCUUUCUGUCACACACACACGCGCGCACGCCGUAACAGAGACACACACACACACGCCGUAACAGAGACACACACACGCCGUAACAGAGACACACACACGCGCGCACGCCGUAACAGAGACACACACACACACGCCGUAACUGAGACACACACACACACACACG